CCGCAACAAAGAACUAUUCAACACACAUCUGAAAAAUGGCUUUCAAGUUUGCUUUCGUACUCGCUUUCGUUGCCAUAGCCAACGCCGGAUAUGCACCUAUUGCGCCCAUUUACCAUACUGCACCUGCCGCUGUUGCCGUCCAUGCUGCGCCUAUAGCUGUAGCCCAAAAGGUUAUUGUUAAAUCAGAGGAAUACGACCAUCAUCCACAAUACAAGUUCUCUUAUGCUGUUGACGACAAGCUGACCGGUGAUUCGAAGACCCAAGUGGAGGAACGUGACGGUGAUGUUGUGCGCGGUGAAUACUCACUCAUCGACUCCGAUGGAUACAAACGUACUGUCCAGUAUACUUCGGACCCUGUGAAUGGUUUCAACGCUGUGGUGAACCGUGAACCCUUUGUGAAGGCUGUUGCUGUGGCCCCAGUUAUAAAAACAGUCACUCCAGUAGUUCACUAUGCUGCUCCUGCUUUGGUAAAGACAGUAGCACCAGUUGCACACUACACCUCUCCAGUGGCACACUAUGCCGCUCAAGAUGUGGUUAAGUCUCCUCACUAUACUGCUCCCGUUUCUCACUACGCUGCUCCCGUUUCUCACUAUGCUGCUCCCGUUUCUCACUACGCUGAGCCAGCCUUAGUAAAGUACCAACAUUAAAUAAUGCAAAA
Rhagoletis zephyria (snowberry fruit fly) is the source of this 658-nucleotide messenger RNA. Its product is annotated as larval cuticle protein A2B-like. Gene Ontology annotation, cellular component: extracellular matrix. NCBI's taxonomy places the organism in Eukaryota, Metazoa, Arthropoda, Insecta, Diptera, Tephritidae. The record is from RefSeq and is a predicted model, not a curated record.